Dendronephthya gigantea is the source of this 3605-nucleotide messenger RNA. Its product is annotated as double-stranded RNA-specific adenosine deaminase-like. Gene Ontology annotation, molecular function: tRNA-specific adenosine deaminase activity; double-stranded RNA adenosine deaminase activity; double-stranded RNA binding. Bases 242 to 2983 code for a protein of 913 amino acids. The record is from RefSeq and is a predicted model, not a curated record. The transcript has a single exon. Gene Ontology annotation, cellular component: nucleolus; cytoplasm. Gene Ontology annotation, biological process: adenosine to inosine editing; RNA processing. NCBI's taxonomy places the organism in Eukaryota, Metazoa, Cnidaria, Anthozoa, Malacalcyonacea, Nephtheidae.
GCUGUUAUUGUAAGGGGAUUUAAAUCUCAAUAUUCUUUUUACGACCUAAAUCAACGUUUUAUAAGAUCAAUCAUUUCUGGUGGCAGAAUUGAUGCUUCAUUGGUUUUUAUGUAAAUAAUUUUACUUUAAAUUUCCGGGGAAAAAUUCCAGUCUUGAUUGGCUGAUUAAUUUGAGCUGACGAGGACUGGGGUCUAGACACAGACAGAUUGUGCUCAGCAACUUUUUGGAAAGUGACAAUUCAAUGGAUAACAAAGGCAUUUUUGGCAGUAACAAUCGUGAUAACAGGCCAAGUUCUGAAAUCACCAAAAGAGGAAAUAUUGGACAUUCAUUGCAAACCUCAGUUCAACCUGCAGAAGAAACUGGCGUGAGAAUGAAACUCAGCAAGCGACCACCUCCGCCUUCUCGGGAUCUUUACAAGUCACUAAUCAGCCAAUCAGAGCAUCCUAUAAAACCUGUCCAGCAUUCAACAGGAGCGUAUAGUUAUUCUGAUGACCAAACACAUAUGCAAUAUGAAGCAAAACAAAAUCGACCAUUGACAAGUAUUCGGAGUUCUUCUGAUCGUCAGAACCCUGAAACAAUGGUGCAACGUUCUGUGAAUGCUAUGAGAAGCAUGUCUCAUACAAGACCAAGCUCUGAAACAACUAUCAAAGAUAUGGAUAGUGUUGUUGAUGAUAAAAACUAUCAGAAUGCCAUGGUGCAUAUCUCCAGCACAUCUGGUAGAGAACCACAUCCAUCAUACAUCACAUCAAGAGGAAGACCUAUGACAACAACACCAUCCCUUUUACCUCCAACAUCAUCAGUGCAGGCACCACAUGUUAGCCCAUCCUCCAGUCUCCAACAAGCAUUACCCUCAAGUAGCCACAAGAGACCCCCACCUCCUUCGGCAGCAUUUAUGCACCAGGGGCCUUUGCCGUCAAGUUCUCAAAAGCGUGUACAGUAUUCAAGUAUACCAUUCUCUCAACAUCAAAAGAAGCGUGCCUCACAUGAUAACCAACGCACGCCCCCCUCAUCAUCUCAUAACAACAUGACCACACCUAUGAAACCAUUGCCACCAUCCCAAUUACCCAGCCACCAGCCACCUCAAUCUGCACCAGCAGUACCAUUCAGCCCGUCCUCAGAUCAAUCAAUUGAAUCCAAAAUCAUCAACUUUCUGCACCAUCAGCAAGGACCCUCAAACACAAACAGCAUCAGACUAUCCCUUGGUGCCUCAACAAAGAAAGAAAUCAACCCAGUUUUAUAUGCAAUGCAGCGAAAAGGUGUAAUUGCAAAAGUUCAAGAGUCACCACCAACUUGGAAACUCUGUCAAGGAGAAGUUACAUUUCCUGCAGGUAUUCAAGAUCAGCAAGCACAAAGAUUUGAGCGUGGUCAACAAGCCUCAAAUGUAUCGCCUACGUCAUCUCAAUUCAUGACAACUGAAGGUAAACCAGUAAAACCACCCCCCCAAGCGACCGGUUCUACGAAAGAUUUUUUCGAAGCCUGCUUCACCUCCAUCAACAAGAACCCGGUGAGUGCCCUCAACAAUUACGCACAAAAGAAUAGGAGCGAAGCCACAUUCGAAAUCAUUUCCCAGAAAACGUUUGGCAAGCCUUCGUUUACCGUGGCAGCGAAGCUUGGGAAACGACUUUUCACAGCCGUUACAGCGGGAAACAUGAAGGAAGCGAAACGCCAAGCAGCUGAUGUCGCUCUUCGGGAAAUAGGUCAAGGCCAAGGGUCGAGUUUUGGCAGUCCAGACACGGCAGACGGCAAGCUAGACCUCAGUAAUCUUCCCACAAUUCCUCGCAACAACACGUGGACACAUUUUGACCACAUGGCAGCGCUCAGUCAUCAGCUGUUUGCUCGGAUUGCUCCGACCGUUUCGGCAUCUUUCGCCGGACGGAAGGUCAUUGCUUGUAUGAUAAUGAAAACUAGCGACCAGGACCCUGGCCAGGUUGUAAGCCUCGGGGCGGGAAACCGAUGUAUAACCGGUCAGCGGAUCAGUCUGGAAGGAAAGAAGGUGAAUGAUUCACACGCGGAAAUCGUCGCUAGAAGAGGUCUGAUGCGAGUGUUUUAUAAAGAGCUUAAGAAGUGUUUUAAUGGUGAGGAUUCCAUAUUCAUUAGGCAAAGAAAUGUGCCCAAAAUUUCUCUAAAAGACGGUAUAACUUUUCACUUGUACAUCAGCACAGCCCCUUGUGGCGACGGGGCAUUGUUCACCGUUAGAGAGGGAGGCAGUGUGCCGCCCACGGGGGUAGCCAUGACCCGGGAGCACGCUCCAACCUUUACCUCGAAGCAGCAAGGAAUUCUUCGCACGAAAAUUGAAGAUGGCGAAGGGACGUUGCCAAUUGAUUUUGAUGCCCCGCCGCAGACCUGGGACGGACUCUUACAAGGUGAACGACUUCGUACGAUGUCCUGCAGUGAUAAAAUCUGUCGUUGGAACGUCUUGGGCCUACAAGGAUCCCUCUUAAGUCAUUUCAUUCAACCCGUCUACCUGGAGAGCCUAACCUUGGGGUACCUGUACGAUCACGGCCACCUAUCACGUGCGGUUUGUUGCCGUCUGCAACAUAAAAGUGAUCUCAAUGACCGCCUCACACGUGGAUACCAUGUGAAUCACCCAUGCAUAGGGCGUGUCACCGCAUACGACCCACCACGGGAGACGGAAAAGACGAAUAAUAUCAGUAUCAACUGGGCACUUGGAGAUACCAGCGCUGAGGUCACGGACGGUCGUGAUGGGGCCUGCCUUACCCGAACCGAAAACGCUCCGACACCAUCCCGACUUUGCAAAGCGGUCUUAUACGGAAAUUUCCGAGCGCUGUGUGGGAGAGUUCCAGAAUACCAACAUCUUUUGAAAGUAGAGAGUUACAAAGAGGCGAAGAGUUUAGCGGAAGAUUUUUCACAUGCAAAGAAAGAGAUGAAAUCGCAGUUUACAACAUCUAAAUACAGUCAGUGGGUCUCAAAACCCAUGGAACAGGAUUUGUUCAGUGAAUCUCUGCCCGCUUUAGAUGUGUAAAGUUUUAAGGAUGGCGAGUAGACCACUUAGGAGGCUAGGACACCAACGUUUUUUUAGAGAUUUUCCAAAUCCUUGUUUUUACUUGUUUAAAUUGUUGUGACCAUGUCAAAGUGGUUGAUUUAAUGGAAUAUUAGUACCUCGAAGCAGUCAGGCAAAACUAACUUAGAGAGGAGAAAAAAUACAUAUAUCUCCGUAGAAAAUGUAGGUAAAGUUGUAUCCGAACUAUUUCACAUCAUUUAAAAUGACGUGUCAAAUGGAAACAACCUCGUACCUCGGGUUUUCGUCACUGGUCAUUGGCGAACUGUUUUAGUUAGAAAUCUUUCAUAACCGUUGUUUUAACUUUUAAGAAAUUAAAUACACUAAAUACCCUGGAAAAAUGUAGUUUAUAAUACACCUCGGGGUAUCAAAUAUAACAUAUUUUAGCGAUAGAGUGGGUGGUAGAUAUUAUAUCUAUGGAUAGACAUGUUUUGGCUGGACUUUUUCAUGUUUUGUCUUUUAUCCCGUAUUUUUUGGCGACAAAUCUUCAACGGUAAUCAUCGUUCUUUAAAUUUGUGCACCCGCUGACAUCAAUGAACCACAGACGCGUUAUUGACCAUAUACGGUAAAACACGGUGUGGGUUUU